CGGAGGGAGAGAAGGCCGACGCACAGAGCCAGACUGAACUGCAGCAGCGGCAGGGCUGGGCUCCACACACACACACACACACACACACACACACACCUUCAGCAGAAACACACACCAGCAAAGAAAAGGGAUGGCCUAGCCGUUUUGUGUUGUCAGCAGUCGAUCAGCAGUGAGCUACCUGGACCAGAGGUGUGUACCAGAGGCAGCAGCAGGUUGCAGAGAUGAGUGUGACCUCGUGGUUUCUGGUGAGCAGCGGGGGAACUCGCCACCGACUCCCCCGGGAAAUGAUCUUUGUUGGCCGGGAUGACUGCGAGCUCAUGCUACAGUCCCGCAGCGUGGAUAAGCAGCAUGCAGUCAUCAACUACGAGGUUGGGGCAGACGAACACAAGGUCAAGGACCUGGGCAGCCUGAAUGGGACAUUUGUGAAUGAUGUCCGCAUCCAGGAGCAGAUGUACAUCACUCUGAAGUUGGAGGACAAGCUGAGGUUUGGAUAUGAUACCAACCUGUUCACGGUGGUGAGAGGAGAGCUCACUGUGCCUGAGGAGGCUCUAAAGCAUGAAAAAUUCACUAGCGGACUGCAGCUCAGCAAGAAGCCGCCCAACAUUGAAACCCCGACACCCACAAGCAAGUCCCCCGCUAAGACCCCAACAAAGACGCCUAAGUCCCCCAGUAGCAACACUCCAAGGCAAGUGGAGAAGAGAGCAACAGACGGGGUCCCUUCCUCCAAAGAGCCUCCAGCUAAAGCUGUGGACACUCACAAAGCAGAGGAGAGGUUAGCAGGGGAUGUUACAGCGCUGCCUCGUGGGACCCCCCUCUACGGCCAGCCGUCUUGGUGGGGGGAUGGGGAUGCGGAUGAUGAAAACUCCUUCAAACAGGAAACCAAGACAUCCAAUAAAAAACAUGACAGCUCCAUGUCAGACAGCAAAGAGGCUCGUCGAGGGGAGAAAGCUAAAGACGACAGCCUUAAUGCGUCCUCCGCGCACGAUUCCAGUUACUUUGAGAUGCCUACCAAGGAGGGUCACAUGGCCAAUAACGGCAUCCAUGAGAUUCCCACCAAGGACACAGAGGGCACCUCCACUGCAGCUCAAGGUCACGCCUCCUUCACCAUAGAGUUUGACAGCACUUCUCCAGGGAAGGUCACCAUUAAGGACCAUGUGUCAAAGUUCAUACCCGACCACCACAGAUCUCGCUCCAAGAAGAGUGGAGCAGGAAGUGGAGGAGCAUCAGGGAGGGACUUAAGCACGCUGCAAGCCGCUAUGAUGGCCUCGGAGAGCAAGGUGGCUGAUUGGCUGGCCCAGAACGACCCCACUCUGGUGCGCAGCGAGUCAACGGAGGACGACAGCAAGAGCAUCAAGAGCGACGUGCCGGUCCAUCUCAAAAGGCUAAAAGGCAGCAAGCAUGAUGACGGGACCCAGAGUGACUCAGAGAACGGAGUGGGCCUACGUUUUGCCAACCGCCGCUAUGCCCUCGAGGAACGCCUAAAAGCAGCACACAGCCUCGCUGGAGCGGGAGGGGGGAACAUCACCACGAGCGCGUCCAGAACAGGUGGCAGCCGCACUUCCUUCAUGAUCGAGCUAUACGACGAGGAAAACCCUCGCAAGCGUCGUUCGUAUUCAUUUUCCCAGACUGCACCCCUGCAGGGGAUAGGAGCUGGCGGGGAGGGACUGUUUCCCCAGCCUCCCUCUCACCCCAAGGUGUUCAGCAUUUCCACCUCUGCUGCUACAGCCUCAGACUCAGGUAAGGUCCCAGCGCCGAUACCAGCUACAGUGACUGCAGGGGCCCCUACGGCUGCCCGCGUCCUUCUCAAGCAGAGGUCAGAGGACCUGAGCAUCGGUCGCAGCUCAAUCAGUACCGGGCUGGCGACAGGCAGCCCCACAAGCCCCAGCGAGGACGCCUCAGUCGUUGGGAGGGGGGCGGGAACUGCUGGAGGGGAGGCAGAGGACGACCACAGCGAUAAGGGGACCUACACUAUCGAACUGGAGAACAGGAAUGCAGAGGAAGAGGAGGCCAGGCGCAUGAUAGACAAGGUGUUUGGUGUGCAGCAGAACCAGGAAGACUCCUCUAUUCUGUCAGACCUGAAGGGAGAAGGAAAAGGAAAGGAGACGGGAGAGGCGGGGAAAGAGGCUCUUGCUUGCGACUCGAGCUGGGUCUCUGAGUGGGCCAGUCUAGCUGCCAAUCACACCAGGACAGACCCAGAGGGCUCAGGAGCAGAAACAGCCGCCUUCCUCCACAAAGAGAGAGGAACUGAUGCCUUUGAGUCCGGUGCGUCCCUCAGCAGAGGUGAAUCCUCCUCCAGUCUGAUCGACCGUAAGCGCAGGACCCUCCCCCAACUCCCUGUGGAUGACCCUCGGGCUAAAUCCAUCACCAAAGCUCUCGGACUGAGGUCCGAGAUUGGGGAGAAACAGGACACUGAACCCCAGGAAAAAGAAAACAAGGGAGACGGGGAAUCCCCGACUCCCAUGAGGGACGGUGAGAUGACAAGUAAACGGAAACAAAGCUCCACAUCCUCACCAUCCAAGACUGCUCUCCGGUCCUCUGGCAGCGCUGAGCGGAGGAAGAGGUCAGAGGAGAGGAAAGGCGGAGGAUCAGGAGAAGGAGGGGAGAAGUCUGGGAAGCCUCUAGUGCGCCAAGGCAGCUUCACAAUUGAGAAACCCAGCGCUAAUGUCCCCUCAGAGCUCAUCCCACGCAUCAACAGAGGCGGCAGUGGGCGCGAACGCAGUGACUCUGUGGGCAGCAUGGACACUGCUACGCUCCUGAAGGACACUGAAGCUGUCAUGGCAUUCCUGGAGGCCAAACUCAGAGAUGAAAACAAACUAGAACACAAAAGCAGUAAAAGUGGCGUCCCCUCUCGGACUGACUCCAUCUCUCCGGAGUCAGAUGUUGACACGGCCAGCACAACUAGUCAUGUGGCCGGAGAGGCGGAGAGGAGAGCACUGGAUGGCGAACAUAAACGACGUUCCUUCAGCAGCAUGCACCGGGAGAAGAGCAACAUCAGUACCACUUCCAAGACCAGCGUCACCAACGCAAGUGCCCGCGACCGCUUAGACAGGAAGACUAAAACAAGAACUACGGAAAUGACAAGCCGGGCUGAUGCACGGCGCUCUGUUCAGCCGUCCUCUGCCUCCUCCAGAGCACGCCACCCCUCUGUGGAUCUCACUGAUGACGACCAGACGUCUUCCUUCCCCAUCUCUGACAUCCUCUCCUCAGACCAGGAGACCUACUCUGGACCUUUGGGCCGCUCAGCACACGGACGUGGCUCGGAUGAUGUUCUCCAUUCCAAACUGGAUAGUAGGUCUACUAAAACCUCCAACAGUGGAUUCUCCAAGAGCAAGAGCACUCUCCAGUCAGGUACAGCCUCCUCUAUGAGCAAGCAGGCCGCACUGCCUCAGCCACGGCCCACAAGAGCCUCCCUUCUCCGCCGCGCCCGGCUGGGGGAUACCUCUGACACAGAUCUAGCCGAUGCAGACAGGCAGUCCGUGGCGUCCGAGGUGUCCACCACCAGCUCCACCUCUAAACCCCCAUCAGGGCGAAAGGGAUUGUCACGACUCGACCUGCUGGCUCAGCCGCGUCGGACCCGUGUGGGCUCCAUCUCAGCCCGCAGUGACUCAGAGUGCAUAGUGACACGGAGCUCCACCUCUUCACCCCGUCUGUCAGCUGAGACCGCUCUGCGUCUGGGCCUGCGCUCGUCAACGCCAACAGAGAGCAGGCUGACACCCAGGAUGAGGGCCAACAGCGUGUCCAAACUGAAUGAGACCAGGACUAAGACCACUACAUCUGGAUACUGCUCGCCCACAGAGAGCUCUCAGCCCGAACCUGAGGGCGGUGAUGCAGAGGAAGAGCUGAUGGUGUCCAGUAGCAGCAGGUGGAGACGUCUGCCGCCGGAGUACGGCUCCACCUCAGAGGAAGAGUUUGGCUCCAACAGGAAUUCUCCGAAGCACGGAGGACGCUCCCACAUGCGGCCUCAUCACCUUGCACCACAUCGCAGCUCCAGACUUGGCACCGCCGCAAGCCCAGGCUCCAGCGUGGUGACGGGUCCGGGCGGAGGGGUGAUCAAACACCGCAUGAAGGAGCAAGAGGAGUACAUCAAGGACUGGACGGCACACAGCGAGGAGAUAGCCAGGAUCAGCCAGGACUUGGCUAAGGACUUGGCCAUCUUGGCCCGUGAGAUCCACGACGUGGCUGGCGAGAUCGACUCCGUCAGCUCAUCUGGCACGGCACCCAGCACCACCGUCAGCACCGCAGCCACGACCCCGGGAUCAGCCAUCGACACUCGGGAAGAGUUGGUGGAUCGGGUGUUUGAUGAGAGCCUCAACUUCAGGAAGAUCCCGCCUGUGAUUACAACCAAUAAGGCGCCAGAGAUCAACGGUAAGCCGGUGGAGCUCCGCCCCCGUGCCCCUGAUAGUCUGGAGCCUCGAGCUCUGAGGAGACGCACCUGGAACCGAGAGGAGGCCGUGUUGGACAGCCUGCUGCUCAAUUCAGUUUCCCAGCUGUCCACCAAGAUCAGACACUCCAUCGACAAAACAGCAGGAAAAAUCAGGAUAUUGUUUAAAGAUAAGGACAGGAACUGGGAUGAAAUUGAGAAUAAACUGCGAUCGGAGAGUGACAUGCCACUCCUGAAAACCACCAACAAGGAGUUCUCCUCAAUUCUGCUCGAACUGAAGAGAGUUGAAAAGCAGCUUCAAGUGAUCAAUGUGAUGGUUGACCCGGACGGGACUCUGGAUGCCCUGGUCAGCCUCGGCCUGCCCAGCCCCACCACCCCUAGCAAGCCCCAAACCGCCAAAACAACUUCCCCCUCUGCCACCAGCCCUGGGUCUGCGCUCCCAGCCAAAGAGUCACUGCCAGAGAUCUUUCCUGGGCCUGGAGGAUCAGCAGCCUGCGCCAAGGUUCAAGCAUCCAGCACAGAGGAGACUGCACGAGACCCCGGCAAGAGUCUCGGGUUAACAGGAGUCGGAGGACGGACCUUCAACCGCAUGCGCCCGAGCGGAGAGGAGGCCAUCGCACAGAAAUAAACAGAAAGAUUCCCUGAAAUUAAUGUCAUGUGAAUAUACAGAAGUCUGGAUUGGAGUGCAGAUGGUGGCAGUCAGCUGACUACAGCAGUCUAGGAUUAUGGGUAUAAUAAAAACACAUUUUAGUUAAAGUUUUACCAGACCAGCCCGGAAAUGAAGUGCUUCAACUGAGCUAAACGCCAACUGAUGCAUGAUGGAUACACCCUCGAACGGAGGUUCACCCACGAAUGAUUUGGAUGAAGUAAUAUUACGAGCUGUUCAUGCUUACUGGCCAACCUGACGUCCCGGUGGACUGAAGGCUACCUGGCGUCUCAGUGGACAGAUCUCUGUGGUUGGACAGUCUCCACACACUCCUCCUCUUGCCUUCUCCAUGUGUCUGGACCCUACCUACACUAAGGACAUGCCUUAAAACACAUCCUCAAUAGUAGCAGCCCGUCCCCUCAAAUAAUAUACAGAACCACUUUUAAGACUUUAAUACAGUACUUUCAGACAAACAGAAUGCAUUGUAAAAUAAAAUCACAUGUUCUAUUUACACUAUGAUGAAAUACAGCACACUUCAGCCAUUUAUUAGCUCUUGUUCAGUACAUAGAAUAUUUCAGCAGCCUUAAGUUACCACCUGACAAACAACACGGUCACACAGACAUGGUUUACACCUGAAACUUCACAAAUCAAGCAGAAUUGCAAAUGUUUUCGAUAUUUCAUAACUCUAAUAACCGUCCAUUGAUGCGUCUCUAUGCCCCCCCCCCCCCCCCUCCAUCUCUGUGCUCACCUAUUUCUCCUUCCCCCACUAUGUUUUACUCUUUCCCUUCUGUCCUUUCUCUCCCCAGUAGUGUGUCACUCCAGUAGCAUGUACAGGACAGCUGAGCGCGAUCUUCCUGUAAGUAAGCGUCUGUGUUGAUCUUACUAAUACUGAAUGGGAGUUUUACACAAUAAUAGUAAGAGCCUUUGGGAAACCAAUGAUCAUUUUCAGACUAAAUAAUCACUUACCAAAGUUAACAAGUUUGUUGAUAGUGUCAUUUUCAAACCGUUGAGCCAUCUUGAAAUUCAUCUGUUGUGCAAAAGCCUGAGAAUCUGUAUUUAAAAUAUGGCAGUUCAUCUCAUAUGUCUCAGUUCACCCCUUUCUCUCUCAUUUUUCAUUCAAAUAGGUUAUUUAUUACAAAAAUGAAACACUAGUUUAAUCAUUACUGCCCGAUCUGUUUUGGCCUGUGAGAAUCGGAGCCCUUGGCGUUCUGCGACAUCCACUCGAGCGUCCUAUGAUUUCCAAUUGGCUUUUUUUCCAGUCACGGGUGAUGUGACGUGUUUUUAAACGAGCAAUGAUGAGCAAAAGUAAUGGUUAAAACUAAGUAUUUUAUAAUAUUUAGAUACUGGUAUUGUAUAUAUUUUAGACCUUUUCAUUUUUUUUAAUGCUUUUAAAUUGCCUCGCAAAAACAAACUCUUUUCUUUGUCACUUUAAGUACACGCAAAACCUGAAUAUUGAAAAGCUGCUGGAAUUGGUUUUUAAUUAACGUGGAGGCCUUUUGUGGUUCAAAAUGUGUCUUUGAGGAACGUCAGUGAGUAGAAAUAAACACACCUCCCUCUCUGUUUUAUGAAUGUUGCUUGUAAUUCGGCUUCAUAUCGAUGUAUAUAGGUGCAUUCUUCUAUUCCCCGGGGACUGAUACUGCAGUACUGCAGACAGUAUGGUUAACCUCUUUCUCAUUGACUUUGCUGCUUUUCUAUUUACUUCAUGGGGACUAACCAUUUUCUGAAUCUCUCCUCAGCGUAUAGUCUGUGUUCUAGAGUAAGAUGACUUAAAGGCAGCGUAUUAGUACUUAGAUACUCUUGCAAUAGUGAAUUUAGGUACCAGAAUACAUGUUCAUUUCCUUCUCUCUACUAUACUGUACAAUGUUUUUUCAAUGCCUCAAAGUGCCCAUUUUAACUAUAGAAAGGCAUCGAUUAAAAGAAAAGAAAAAGACGUAGUUAUCUAAAAGAUUUCUCUUAUUUUGCACAUCAGAUUGUGGCGUUUCUCAUUCAGAAGUAGUGAAGAAGCAGCGAAAGGCUGCAUCAAAUGUCAAAUGGUUUGACAGAAUGAUAUCACUUUGAUAUCAGAAGUGACUACCUUGCCUCUAACCGUGUUAUUUUUCCCUCCCCCCCCCCCCCAUUUAAUCAAAAUAAAUGAAAUGAGGGGACUGUGAAUGCUAGGUACAUGUUUAUUUUUUAAAUUCUACAUGUGUCAUCUGAUCAGUGUUCUUUGUCAUUUUUGUAAAGAAAAAAACACCAAUUUUAUUUAUUUUUUGUUGAAUAUUUUGUGGAUGUGUCAUGUAUUUUAUAUUUGUUCCACUAUCUGCAUUGUUUCUUACUGUUAAUAAAACAGAGACAUUCACUUG
Molecule: messenger RNA, 7369 nt
Organism: Cottoperca gobio
Lineage: Eukaryota; Metazoa; Chordata; Actinopteri; Perciformes; Bovichtidae
Gene: cep170aa
Product: centrosomal protein 170Aa
Cellular component (GO): centriole
Molecular function (GO): protein binding
Source: RefSeq, a predicted model, not a curated record